This is a messenger RNA of Bombyx mori (domestic silkworm), 1660 nucleotides long. It is a transcript of the gene chic, whose product is annotated as profilin. The coding region runs from base 142 to 522 and encodes 126 amino acids. Gene Ontology annotation, molecular function: actin monomer binding. The record is from RefSeq and is a predicted model, not a curated record. NCBI's taxonomy places the organism in Eukaryota, Metazoa, Arthropoda, Insecta, Lepidoptera, Bombycidae. Gene Ontology annotation, cellular component: cell cortex. The transcript has 3 exons.
CCAAAACUCACAUCCGGUUGACUUAGUAGCACCGCUGCCAUUUUGAAACGGCAGUGCUUUUUGUUCGUGUGGAGCGUUUGCUCGUUGUGAGGAGUAUCUUGUGUUUAAGUGUAGUUUUAUUUUUAAUUGAACUUAAUCAAAAUGAGCUGGCAAGAUUAUGUCGACAAACAGUUAAUGGCAUCUAGAUGUGUCACAAAAGCUGCCAUUGCCGGUCAUGAUGGCAAUGUGUGGGCAAAGUCGGAAGGCUUCGAAAUUUCAAAAGAUGAAGUGGCGAAGAUUGUGGCUGGCUUUGAGAAUGAAUCACUGCUAACGAGUGGCGGCGUGACGAUAGCGGGCACGCGGUACAUCUACCUCAGUGGCACAGACCAUAUCAUCCGCGCGAAGCUUGGCAAGGUCGGCGUGCAUUGCAUGAAGACACAGCAAGCUGUGGUCAUUUCUCUCUAUGAAGAACCCAUCCAACCUCAGCAGGCCGCAUCUGUCGUGGAGAAGUUAGGAGAAUAUUUAAUUACCUGUGGUUAUUAGAGGUGCGAUUAUUGAAUUCUAAUUAAUUAUAUAUAACAUUAGUUACUUAGUUAUACACUUUAUUCUUUCAGUGGUUUAAAGUUCCUUACAAAAGAGUAUCUCAAGAGUGUAUUUUGAAUGCAUUGUUUAUUUAUUUAUACUUAAAGUAAUUAUUGUUUUCAGGUCGAAGCUCGCCGUGAUCUAAGAGUACUAUAAGAUAAUAUUUUUUCCACGGGGAAAUAAGUAACUGCAUUUUGUAUAUUCUAUAAAGUGAUAAGAGGACCGUUCAUUUGUUUUGAUAUUCGAUAAAUUAUGGCGGCGUAAUCAGUGUGAUGAGUUUAGUGUGCACAUGUGAUUAUUUUGUGGAUUCUGGACCCUUUUUAUACGCUCACCGUCUCCUCAAAAUAAUUAUUACUGCAUAAUGAAUUAAAUUUGUAUUAAAAUUUUGCUUUUAUUGACCAGUCAUAGUGAAGCAUUUUUAGCUUUGCAUAGCUGAUCUCAAACAAAGCAUGAAGUAUAGAGAUUUUUAGGCUUCUUAUCAAGCAUCAUUGUACGUAAGUAACUUCACGGACUGCUAAGCUGUUGUUCAGUUGGACAUAGCACAAAAACGGUAUAGCUUCAUGAUUGUUUCUUGUACUGAUGCUUGAAAAGAAUUUGUAAUAACCACAUAAUGAAAUUACUGUAACAACAUUUUACAACAUUAUAUAUAUAUAUAAUUAUAAAUAAGCAUACAUCUAAGGGCUUGUUACAAAUUUAAAGGCACUGAAACCCAAGUAUUACAAUUUUAAUUAAAAAUCUCUAGUCCCACUGGAACCAUCGUGUGAAUUUACAUCCAAGCACAAGCGGCGGCAGCGCAGGACUCGCGCCGUAAUAACCUUUUGCUAUUUCAAAAAUCUGCUAUGCUUUGUUUUUAUUUUUGCCGCAUUUUAUAAUCAUAUUAUGUAGUAGAACAUAAACAUUUUGCAUUCUGUUUAAAACUGUCUUCUUAGCUGCAGACAAUAGAAGCGCUCAAUUAAUUACCCUAUAACCUCAGAAAAGGCUUGCAGAAAUCGAAGGGUGCAUAUUGUUUAUAUUUGAUAUUACUACUAUAGCUUUGUACAUUGUUUCUGAUAAGCGAUGGGAACUGUGUCUAUCUGAUAAUAAAAUGAUUUGUAUUAUA